Molecule: messenger RNA, 1535 nt
Organism: Anthonomus grandis grandis
Lineage: Eukaryota; Metazoa; Arthropoda; Insecta; Coleoptera; Curculionidae
Exons: 6
Coding region: 132-1448 (438 amino acids)
Source: RefSeq, a predicted model, not a curated record
AAACCUUAUUAUGCCAUCCACUAUUCAGUUUGAACUUUGACUUUAAAAUAAGACAACGCUUGAUGAUAAGAAUUAGAUGACUGAAAGUGUAGCUUAAAGGUUUUUUUACGUUUUAUUUAAUUAUUAAGACCAUGAGGUAUUUAAUUUUUGUGAUAUUAUUAAGUGCCUUAAAGUGCGUUUAUUGUGAAUCUCCUCCAAAUGAAUUAAGUCCAGAAAAUGCAACGGAAGAGGAAAAAAAACUGAGUGAAUACAUCUUGGUCAUUCUUGAACAUUACAAACAACAAGAUCCCGUAGGAUUACCGGGGGCACCGAUUCCGGAACCCUUGAUCAUUCCUCAGAUGAAUACUUCCAUUUCAGUCGGAGUAGGCCGUAUGAGUUUUAAAAACAUACAGUUGUUUGGCUUAAAGAAAUUCAGGAUUGAUCACGUAACUGUGAAUGUGGCUGCCAUGAGAGUUGAAGCCGCCCUAAUUAUUGAUCAGAUUGAUGUUAUUGGAAAUUAUACGUUAAGUUCAUGGUUCAGCUCUUCUCACGGACCUUUCACUGUAGUCCUAAAGAACGUUUUUGUUCAAGCUAAUGCGGCUUUAGAGGUACAGAAAAAUGGUUCCUUAGAAGCUCAAGCUAUCACUAUGGAUCUUACAUUUAAAGACAUGAAUAUGGAUUUUAAAGGACUCGGAUUUGUAGCUUCAAUGGCUCAGAAUAUGAUCAGCUCGGUGGGACCAUUUUUCUUUGACUCAAUCAAACCUUAUAUUCUUAGUCAGGCUAAUGUUAAUAUAAGAAACGAUAUUAAUAAGCAAGUAUCGAAAUUUCCUCAACAGUUCCCCAAUUCUAUUUCACCAUUUGACCAAUUAGUAGCGGAAAUUCGAAGAAAAGUUCAAUUUAUGGGAUAUGAUCCAUAUAAAAUUAAUGAUUAUAAUAAUAGCGUUGGGGUGUUUGAUGUCUAUCUUACACAUACUUGGUUGUAUGGAGGAUCUAGCUUUCAUAGAACGAAAGAUAUUUUAUUUAAAAUGAAGAACAACACGGUUCAUAUUUUAGUCGAAGUAGGAACUCAAAAGCUGCUUGGAACUACCCAUUGGGAAGUCUCUUUGAUAUCUGGUCUUUUGUCCAGAAUUGGAACAGCUUCAUUUAGUGUAGAGUAUAUAAAGGUCCAAGUUAAUGCUAGUCAAAGCAUGGAUACUAGAAAACGUCCAUCUUUAGAUGACAUACAACUGGAACUAGGAAAUAUCCAAGUGCGUUUUGACGGUUUAGGUACUUUGGAUUAUGCCAUAGAGUUUGCAGUCAACGUAGUGCCAAAUUUGCUACGGUAUCAGAUCAUGGAUGCUAUUGAAAAACCCAUAAAAUUAAAGAUUCAAGAAGAGUUAGAUAAAGUUGACGUUGAAAUGCUUAUUAAAGAAAAUGCGUCUAAGCUGGACACUAGCGAGGGGCUGGAAGAAUUAAAUAAUUUAUUUUAACUGUUUGUAUGUAAAUAUUUAACCAUACCAUGAGUAUGCACGUGUCCUGCAUUUUUGUUAAUAAUAAUAAAGAGGUUAAAUCAGAAA